AUGAAACCAAAGAAAGCCAAGGUUUUCUUUUUCUGUGCAUUUGCCGAGAGCGUACUGGGCUGUUCGUUUGUGGUACGGCGGGGCCGUACCGACAGCGCAGUCGAUAACCUGGCUCGCCUCCUCCCACGGAAGCAAACAUACUUUUCUGCUCGCGGGUACCCUAACCCAUCCCCAUAUUCAAGCGCAGAUAGCUUGGCCAGGAUCACCGCCAUCACGCGCACAUCACUAGCUAGUAUCAGCAGCACACAACCGGACGCAUUCACUUCCGCUCCAACGGCAGCACCAGAGGUCGUUCCUGGCGGGACCGAGCCCGGAGGAGUCGUGGAGUUAACGUUGCUGCUGGGGCUCGCUGAAGUCGCACGGAAGCUCACACCGCCUGCGUUGCUUUUGUCCGUGCCUGCGGUGCUGCGGGCAGUGGCAUUAUUGGUUGCGUUGCCUGCGGAGCUGAUGUUGGCGCCUGUGGUGGCCUUAACGGUGACGUCAACUGUGGCAUUGCUGGGGGCAUCAAUAACCAGGUUGACGUUUGUGUUGGUUGUGGCGUUCGCGGCAGUGCCCAUGGCUGCGCUAGUGGUAGCGUUACUGGUAGCUCCUGUGGUGUCAAUGGUGUUGUUGGUUGAACCGCUGCUGGUUGCAUUGAAGGUGGUUCCUGGGGCCGUGCUGCCGGUGGUGCCAGUAGUGGGGACGCCGGUGGUGGUGUUGGCAGAUGCGCCUGUUGUAGCACCAGUAUCGUUGUUAGUGGCGGGGGCUGUGGUCGCGGUAGACGGCGUUCCCUCAGCUGUGGCAUUCGUGGUGGUGGAGUUGGUGGUGUUGCCAGGGCCAGUACUGCUUCCGCCGGUAGAGGCGCCACCGCUGACGGCUCCAUUGGCGGUGCUCGUGGCCGCCUUGGUGGCGGCAUUGAAAGGAGAUGUAUUGCCCGUGGCAUUGUUGGCGGCACCUUCAGCGGUGGAAUUGGUGACGGUGCUGCCUGUGGCGCCAAAGGUGGCGCGCGUUGGCUCGCUGAUACUGGUGGUGGUGGUGGUGGUGGUGGUGGUGGUUGCAUUGGUAGUGGCAGUGGUGCUGGUGCAGGUGCUGGUGCUGGUGCAGGUGCUAGUGCUGGUUCCGGUGCUGGUGCUGGUGCAGGUGCUGGUGCUGGUGCUGGUGCUGGUGCUGGUGCUGGUGCUGGUGCUGGUGCUGGUGCUGGUGCUGGUGCAGGUGCAGGUGCAGGUGCUGGUGCAGGUGCUGGUUCCGGUGCUGGUGCAGAUGCUGGUGAUGGUGCUGGUACAGGUGCUGGUGCAGGUGCUGGUGCAGGUGCUGGUGCAGGUGCAGGUGUUGGUGCUGGUUCCAGUGCUGGUUCCAGUGCUGGUUCCAGUGCUGGUGCUGGUUCCAGUGCUGGUGCUGGUUCUGGUGCUGGUGCUGGUUCCGGUGCUGGUGCUGGUUCCGGUGCUGGUGCUGGUGCUGGUUCCGGUGCUGGUGCUGGUUCCGGCUCUGGUGCUGGUGCUGGUUCCGGCUCUGGUGCUGGUGCUGGUGCUGGUGCUGGUGCUGGUGCUGGUGCUGGUGCUGGUGCUGGUGCUGGUGCAGGUGCUGGUGCAGGUGCUGGUGCAGGUGCUGGUGCAGGUGCUGGUUCUAGUGCUGGUGCUGGUUCUGGUGCUGGUGCUGGUUCCAGUGCUGGUGCUGGUUCUGGUGCUGGUUCUGGUGCUGGUGCAGGUGCUGGUUCCGGGGCUGGUUCCGGUGUCAGUGCCGGUGCUGGUUCUGCUGCCGGUGCCAGUGCUGGUCCGGGGGCUUGUUCCGGUGCCGGUUCUGGGGCCGGUUCUGGUGCUGGUUCCGGGGCUGGUUCUGGUGCUGUUUCUGGUGCUAGCCCCGUAG
This is a messenger RNA of Volvox carteri f. nagariensis, 1842 nucleotides long. RefSeq lists its product as uncharacterized. NCBI's taxonomy places the organism in Eukaryota, Viridiplantae, Chlorophyta, Chlorophyceae, Chlamydomonadales, Volvocaceae. The transcript is spliced from 6 exons. The record is from RefSeq and is a predicted model, not a curated record. Gene Ontology annotation, molecular function: mating-type factor pheromone receptor activity. Gene Ontology annotation, cellular component: membrane. Gene Ontology annotation, biological process: transmembrane transport; G protein-coupled receptor signaling pathway. The coding region runs from base 1 to 1842 and encodes 613 amino acids.